Megachile rotundata (alfalfa leafcutting bee) is the source of this 8450-nucleotide messenger RNA. RefSeq names its product Protein tyrosine phosphatase 61F. Gene Ontology annotation, biological process: peptidyl-tyrosine dephosphorylation; negative regulation of ERK1 and ERK2 cascade; negative regulation of receptor signaling pathway via JAK-STAT. Lineage: Eukaryota; Metazoa; Arthropoda; Insecta; Hymenoptera; Megachilidae. Gene Ontology annotation, cellular component: cytoplasm; nucleus. The record is from RefSeq and is a predicted model, not a curated record. Gene Ontology annotation, molecular function: non-membrane spanning protein tyrosine phosphatase activity; protein kinase binding.
UUUCAAGUUGCCUAUACAUGUCUCAUAUCACAUGCCUAUACUUACCUAGUCCCAUGCUUUGAUCCCAUUUGGUGGUAAAGAAGGAAAAAGAUACAAGAGAAUAAGAGAAGGAAAGAAAGUCUGGUUACCCGAAGAUGUCAGCACGUUGGCUCGUAUUUCGCGCUUGUAGUAGCCAGCAGUGGCGGCGAAGGUGAUCGGUGGUGGUUGGGUCCGUGAGUGGUGCAGUCAGUUAGCACGGUAGAGAGUGGUGGUGUACGUACAAUCUUGAACGCUGUGGUUGCGCGUUUUCUGCUCCCGUGCGGCGGGGGCUGCCCUUCGCAAGAAUCCGCUUCACGCAUGGCACCGCUUCGUGCCUGAGACGCCUUUUUCUCGGAGACAGAGAGAGCAAGAUCGUGCGCGGCCGGGGCCCAGCCUCUUCGCGUGCUGCGUCUCGUUUUGCAGUUUUCGAGCGCCGGAGAGACCGAGUCGCGAACGAGCCGACAGAAUGACCAGUCAGGAGACGUGCGAGCAGGGGAUCAGCAACGUGGAAACUGAAUACCUCGAGAUCAACUCGAAAGAUGCCUGGCCGAUCCUGUAUCAGCACAUACGUAACGAAUGCAGCAAUUUCUCGUAUACAUAUAAUGAAUCGAGGAAGCCACAGAACAAAAAUUUAAACCGUUACAGAGAUGUUUUGCCAUACGACCAUAGUAGGAUCAUCCUUAAGAGGGGUCCAUGUGAUUAUAUUAAUGCUAACCUCAUACGGGUAGAUCGUGCUCACAGACAAUACAUCCUUACUCAAGGACCAUUGGAAAAUACUGCUGGCCACUUUUGGCUAAUGGUAUGGGAGCAAAAUUCUAAAGCCGUGUUAAUGUUAAAUAAAAUAAUUGAAAAGAAUCACGUUAAGUGUUAUCAGUAUUGGCCUCUUGGUGAUUCAGAGAAUAAUACUAUGAUGUUUGCGGAUGUUGGUAUAAAAGUAACGUAUAUCAGCAAAACAGAAUCAUCGGAUUAUACAACUAGAGUAUUAAAAUUAACUGACUUGGAAACAAAUGAAAGUAGAGAAAUAUUACAUUUUCAUUAUACUACUUGGCCAGAUUUUGGAGUGCCACAAAGUCCAACAGCAUUUUUAUCUUUCUUAACCACUGUUAGGCAAUCAGGUGCAUUAGAUCAAAAUGUUGGACCUCCUGUGGUGCAUUGUUCUGCAGGAAUUGGAAGAUCCGGAACAUUCUGUUUAGUUGACACAUGUCUUAUUUUGAUUGAAGAAAAUGGUUUGAAUUCUGUAAAUGUUAGAGAUGUCUUGAUAGAAAUGAGAAGAUAUAGAAUGGGUUUAAUCCAAACGCCGGGUCAACUAAGAUUUUCAUAUGCCGCUAUCAUUGAAGGAGCAAAACAAUUACUGUCUAACAACGUGAACAUUAAUAACGAAGUGGUAACAAAUCAUUAUGAUGUGGUAAGUAAUCUCAAUAAUUCUGUGGUAGAAGAAGAAGAUGAACCACCUCCUUUGCCUCCUCCAAGAGGUGAAUCUUUAACACGUAGCAUGAUGGCAGAUUUAACUUCAAAUCCAGGAACUAAAAAUGAUGAAUUGGGUGGACCUCCCGAUAAACCACUACCUAGAGAACCAUUGGUUCCUACAGAAACAACCACUACUUCACCGAUUGUGAAUUCUACAGUAAUUACAAAUAACUUGCAUGAAAAGAACUCUGAUGGUGUUGUAGUGCCUAAUGAAAACACCAGUGACGGUGAAAAUUCUUUACAAACAAUUAGUCCUCCGUCCAGUCCUGAUUCGAAAAACGAAGUACGUCACCGUAAUAAAGAGAAGAAGGAACGUUUGGCAGCACAAGUACGGGAGAUGAAACGUCGACAAAAGGAAACGGAAGAAUGGCAGAAACUCAAGAGGUCAUUAUUUAAGCCCCUUUCAAUAGGCAUAGGCGCCGCAAUUGUUGGUGGGGGUAUUAUAGCAAUCUGUGGCUAUUUGUAUAUGCGUGGUUAGGACACAAUUGUUUCUAUGUCACACGUGUACAUGGACCUUCGCGUUAUCAGUGAUACUAGGUGAUUCGCACAUUCAAGAAUAGUUACUUUCAUCAUGAGAUAUUUAACAGUUUCAUUGCACACGUCAUUGAUUGCCAUUGAUUCGAAAAAGUAAUUAACUAGGGAGAAGUAUUCGAUGUUACGUAAUUUGAUGCGAAACAGUCAUCACGAAACAUUGUAUCAGUAAGAGACUAUUAAGUUGGCAGACGGAGAGACACCAGAUAACAAAGAAACGUUAAAGAGAAGUAACUUAUUCUAACAAAGUGCAUUUGUAAAGGACAUUGUUGCACGACAAGGAAGCUACAAACGAAAAACGAAAAAAAAAAAGAGGAAAAGAAAUGGGUACAUUUAUGACGACGGAGUACGAAGGAAAGGCGGAAAUAUUCAAUUUGUAUUUUUAUAUUGUGAUUCACUCAAUGAGUAUGUAGAAUACUAGAAAGUACACAUUCUUUUGAAAAUCCAUUGAUUAGGUUCCCUUGAAACUGGCAGUUUACGAAGUGAGUAGAUUCUUUGGUAAUCGUAUUUCCAGUUAGAAUAAGAAGCACAUUGAGUUAGAUUUUUACCGUGUAGCUUUUUUUUAUCCUAAUUACAAAAGUACAGAAUAUCUUUUUUAUUUGUUAGAGAAUGUUAAUAAUUGUGUCUUGUAAAUUAGAAAGAAAAAAAGCACGUGUAAAAAUCUAAUAUAGAAGAUGAAUCAAUGUCUUCUUAUUCGUAUAUUGUAAGAACUGUAGGCUCUCAUAUAUGUUAGGUAUUACACAUCAGAUGGGUGCAUAACGUUCCAGUAAGUGAAAUCAGUUAUUUACUUUCAGAGUGAUAAUCGAAACACGAACGCAAGUAUUAAUUUGCCUUUUUUUUAUUUUUGAACAUUUAAAUAGAUAUAGUACUUUUUUUAUUUAUCAUUCAUUUCUACUUGAUUUCUAUUUAAUUCAGUAAUUUAAUAUUAAAUUCUAACAAUCAGUUUAAGGAGAAAAGAGACUCGUCUCUUUCAUCAUUUUUUUCAGUGAAUAAUUUUCAAAUAAAUUAGUCUUACUGUUAGUAAUUAUCCAGGGUACCAAAAUCAUUCUCCUAGAGUUAAUAAGCACCCGAUUCCCUUACUAGAAUCUGACGAGUAUAUUCGUGAUAGGCGUAGAGAAAAUGUUAACAAUCUUAAUUAUAGUAUACCAUGUAAAUGUUUUUUAUGAAUAACUUGCCCAUCGACGUAGAGUCCAUUCUUCUAUAGAACGUUCACGACCAGGUGAAAUCAUUGUUAGAAUUAGCAUAGGUCAUGUUUGUGACGUACCAUGGCCCAUUUUUUAGACGAAUCGAUGUUGUUUAUUUAGAAUCAUUGAUUUCGUUUAGAACUUGUUCCUUGGGCUAUUGGUAAAUAAAAACUAACUUCUGACUUUCUCUCUUCUAUGAACAAACGCAGAUCACCGAGAUAUUUCGUUUAAAUGGCAACUUGUGCCUUGCAUUCUGUGUACUUGGUAAUAUUUCACACGAGUCCUUUUUAAGGAUUUUUUUUGUUACACGAGAACAUGCCUGGUAUACGGAAGACUAAUAAUAUCGAAUUUCGCAACGUAUUCAAGUAAUUAGCAACGACUUUAAAAUAAUCAAUUUGCUAUGCUGUGCUCAUCACACUGUUCUUACGCGACUGCAUAUUAUUUGUCUGUUAAUUUUUGUGAUGAAGUAGUAGGUGCCAAACAAUAAGAAGCCAACAACAAUUUUGUAUGCCAUGCAUAAGAAGAUACGUAGAGCUUCGAAUCAAUUUCUGAUAUUAGCCUUGUUACUACGAACACCAAUGUUUCAAGUAUCAAGCACCAUAUCGACUAAUUCUUAGGAGUUAGCUGAUGAUUCGUAGGAACUUCCUCGCAUUCUUAAAGAUGAGCAAUCCAUAGAAUUAUUGGUGAUAAUUCUACUGGUUUGAUCGAAAGGUACUUGAUAUUGUUCAUCAUACGUUGAUAUUUUCUACGCAACCUGAGCUUGGUGUAUCAAAGUUGAUAUCAAAAACUGAUUCUGAUUCAGAUCAUGUUGAAUUCAUGAACCGUGUCAUGGUUGCGUUAGUAAAUUUUAUUUUGUACGCUUUUAACCCCUCAUUAGAGCAUGUUCCUGUGUGUCAAUCAGCUGAGCUUUUUAGCGAGUAGCCUGUAAGAUACUUAACAGAGCUCAGGUGACUCUGCUUUCGCAGCGGAACUGAAACAGGGGGUUAAAAGAGCCAAUUUCUAAUAUGCUAACUCCAACUGACUUGCUCAAUGGUAAACUGUUUAAGCAUACAUUGAGCAUCAUGGAAAGACUGAAUAUACGUCUAGUUGCUUCUAGGAGAAGCAAAGUUGAACAAAAAAUAAGAAAAAAAGUCAGCAAAAAAAAAGUUAAACUUGUACUCUUUAGGUCGAGCUUUUACGUAAGUCACGAUCAUGAAAAAUUUGAGAAAAGAAGACUUGUCAGAUCGUGUUCCAAAAGAAACAAAAAAUAAGUGAUGAUGCAGUUUGCGUUUCAAUUUCUUCGAAAAAGGAAAUGUGCGUGAUGAGCAGACGUAUUUUGUACCUUUUUGUACGUCGUUAGCUCUAAAUUGGAAUACGAUCUUAAAACGAGACAUUUCGGGUACGUGUUAUUGCAUUAAUAUGCGUCCGUGUAAUUCAUUCACGCAUUAUCUUAGAGAUACUAUGUUCCCGCUCGAAGUAAUGUUAACGUGUUCGAAUUUAAUACAGUAUUUUGUCGUGGGGUACAGUUGUUCACCUGUGUAUGCACCGAUUGUAUAUCUUGUUACCUGAUUUUUUAUCUACACCAGGACUUCCUAAACUUCUAUGGGUACAGACUCACUUUUGGAUACAGUAAUUUUCCAAGUUCCAAAUUUAAAAAACUCUGAAGUCCUAAGUUCUAUAAUUCAAAAUCCCAAAUUUAAAAAUCUUGAAAGUCCAAUUUCAAAAUUAAAAAAUUUGUAAGUUCCAAUUUCAUUCAAAAUAUGAAUGUCUAAUGCGACCCAUAUUUUAGGAAUCUCUGGUCUAGAUUAUGUUUGUGUAACUAGAGAAGCGUUCGAGCGUGAAUCGAGCAACUAGCAUUCGAAGAAGGUGCGAAAAAGGAUAAAGGUCACGAUCGUUAUGCCUCUGAACAGAGGGGAACAACAACAACGCGUGUACGUGCCUUCAUUUAGAGCGAUCUCGUUCAACGAAAGAGAGAUGCUAGCGUUCCUACAGAAAUCAACAAAUUCGCUAUUUUUUAUAUUUUGCUUUUUAGAGACACACCGUUGCCGUUGAAAUAUCUUCAGGAUGUCGCAAGGAUAAUUGGAUUCUUGCGGUUGAAACUGUUGAGAGGCUUCCAGAUGUUGGAAUAAACAUUUCAUCCAUGCAGUAGUUGGAUUCAGUACAAAGGACGUAUUGAGAAAUUGAAGCGCUGCGGAAAUAUCUUGUUUAUCAAAUGUUCUGGUAAACUAAUAUCUGCAUUUCUAGAUUGCAUUGUUGGAUUUAGGAUUCUGAGGAUAAAAAUAGCUCAAGUAGAACUUUAAAACCAUUAGACGGUUGAGUAUCAAUUGGUUUUGGAUUAGAACUUGAGUAGAAAGUCUGAUAUAAAUUGAUGACGUAAAAGUAGUACAAAAUAAUACUUAUGACAUAUCAGUUUGAAGUUUAAGGUUUGUGAAAAAUGAUCGUACAAAUGCCUCAUCGUAUUCUCAAUAUAAAGUGGCUGGUCCUUCGUUGAGACAUUCGAUGAAAUUAUUUGAAAUUGAUUCAUUGUUCUAGCGAAUCAGCUGUUUUAUAUCAAAGAAACUGAUAAAGCUUAUGCAGUUAUUCUCAUCUUACUUUAAACUUCACAUUGAUACAUCACAAGUGUAAUCUUUCAAAUUGAGUAGAACUGCAUGUUCUAUUUGAGUUUAUGAAAAUACUUGGAAUUCUCAAUAUCUCUGUGUCCUUAGAUUGCUGUAUGGAUGUUCGAAGAUAGUAUUAAUGUGUCUUCAGAAAGAAAAGAAACAAAAGUCACAUUCCAAAAAAGACACAGCGUGAAAUAGGAAGCCUCCAACAGUUGAAGCCAACAUCGUCGAAGAGUCAAUUACAGAAUGAAAUUUGUUCGUGGCUAGUCUUUCAUAAGAGACGUUCGUUCGUAAUGAAGGUGGAUGCACGAGUUUGCCCAGAGAUUCUUUAAUUUCAAGCGUUCGUUCGCCUGGUCAUUGGCGUAACAAAUAAGGGGGCUCAUAGACUUUAGACUAGGAAUUUAGAAAUUCCUGAAAUUAUAGAUUUUUAGAUAUUCACAUUCUCAAAUUUCUAAAUUUCCAGUUUUUAAAGGGUCCAAAUUUGUACAAGUCCAAUACUGCACUUUUGCAAAUGACCAACUUUAUAAAUUUCAAAAUCCUCAAGUGACAACGCUAACAGUAAAUUUAAGGGACACUUUCAAACGAAACAUACAGUUACGCCAAUGGUAAUCACAGGUUGAACGACAAUCAUUCAUUAACCCGGGAACUCCCUUGUCGUUUAUCAUCGGAAACUUCCUGACGAGAAUGAGUGCGAUAGAACGAGAGUGCGUGCGAGAGAAAAGCUUAUUCUCAAGAACUAGAAUCCACGAAAGACACGGUGCUAACAAAAGUUCCAGAAAACGAAAAGAAAGACGAAAAGGGAAAAAAGCAUAUGAUAUAUAUAAGACACGCUUUGAUACGUUUGCAUGCGUGAGAGAGCGAACGUAACCAUAGAGAAUGAAAGAAGAGAAGAAACAUUUUAAAGAAUAACGAUCGUCAGAUAUCUUAUGAACAUUACUCGAGCGAGUGAGCGAGAGAGGGAGAGAAAGAGAGAGCGAAAGAGAGAGAGAGAGAAAAUGAGCGUAAUAUACAAAGAAGAGUAAGAGAGGAGUGUGACUGUUCCGAAAGAAGAAAUCGAACGUAAAAGGGAAAAAAAGAAGAAAACGAAGAGGGGAGGCUUUUGUACAAGCAGUUUCUGUUCUUUUCAUCCUGGUAUAUAUUCUCUCCGUCUCGUGUACAAUAGACACGUUCAACUAGCGUUCUAACUACAAGGAACCGCAGAAACAUAGCUAAGUGCCUACUCGUACGAAACAAAAGGAAGGGAUCGAAAGGGAACCAUAUUGAGAAUACGACCGAUAAUAGCGUUAAUAAUUACAAUAACGUACGCGAACCCUCGCCUUUUGGAAGAGCGUAGCCAUCGAGCAAGUGAAUCCUUUACCAUCCGACAAUAUACAUUACAUACAUACAUAACAUACAUACAUACAUAUUAUUAUAUGUUGAUAGAUAUUAUCGUUCCAGUAAGUCUAUUAUCACGUAUUUGCCCAACGAUCGAAUCACUGGGUGUAUUUUAUUUGGAUAGCGAUUAUUUAUCAAAAUAGAGAGAACUUUUUUUAAAGCGAGUUACAUAGGGUUCAUCGAUGCAAUGUAUAUUUGGUGGAAGAAAUAGGGUGAAAUUGUUAGUACUUUAUACCUCAGAUUUAUCAUUUUUAUCAUGCGAUAUAUCAUGUAUUAAUUAGAAUGUGAAAACUGGCACAGUGGAGUCCUGCUAUAUGGCCAUGGGCAUGUAAAAGGGAAGAAUGGACCAUAUAAGGGGAAAUAAGCUGCUAUGAUUCUUAAAAUCUGAGAAUUCUAAAUUUCCUAAAAUUUGGAAAUUUCAAAAUUUCAAAGAUGGUAAAUCUGAGUUCGGAUAAAUUUGAAAAUUUAUAAGUUUAGCAAACGUGAAAUUCACUUAUCUUCCGCCAAGUAUACAUAUUCUGUGGAAUACAGAAUUUAAACCGUAUGUCCUGUUGGUUCGAUCGACAAUUAGCGGCAGGCAGAUUUACCUAAAGAGCUAAGGACGAGUUGCGCGUGCGAGAAGCGAAACCUGAAAUAGGAAUGAAAAACAAGGAAAAUCUGAAUGAAAGAAAAACAAAGAUCGAAAGUGUCAGAUUCGGCUUUUGGCAGAGUUCGAAUAAGAAAUAAGCAACGAUAGGAAAGUUACUUCUCUACGAAGUCAAAUUGCAUCUCCUGCGACUCGACUUAAGCACAGUAAACUAUACUCGCAAAAUUGUAGCGUCGUAGAAGCGUAUCGGAUGCGGUGUUUGAAAUGUAACAGCUGAACGCGAGCGGUAGAAUUUAGUGAGAAAGGACAUAGAAACGAAGGGGCGAAAGAAGUGAACUGAAAGCAACCAUUUUAAAUUUGAUGCAAGAGAGCGAUCUCUUUAAAAAAUAAUCGACAAUUUAUAUAGAACAUCAUUUCGCUUCUUCACCCGUUAGAGAAAGAAUAGAUCCAAAUCGAAGUAACUAUGGAUAGAAUAAUGAACGAUUUGCAUGUAAUACAAUGUUAUUUACACGAACCAGAAAGAGAGAGAGGGAGAGAGAGCGAGCGAGAAAGAGAAAAAAAAAGGAACAAUGAAACGUGCGGUGACAUCGAUGCCCUCACGACGCAUACAUUCUUCUUUUUUUUUUAACUCGCAAAAUGUAGAAAGACUCGUAGACGAAGUUCCCCGAUUGCAUAUUUAGAUCGAUCAAUACAGGAAAGGAUUUUUUCGUA